AAUGGAUGUAAAAAACCUUAUAUAAAGAGUUUAAUAAUGUAAAUGUAUCAGUGGGGGUGGAUCUUAUGAUGAAGAAGAUGGUGAAAUUAAGAUAGGAAAGUGGAUUGAACUAAAGGAAGGGUUUUCUAAGGAUUCUUAAAUAUUAUAUUAAGGUGAAUAUUAAAAUGGUAAAAAACUUGGUCGAUGGGAAAUUAUGUAUAGGCAUAACACCAGCAAUCCAUUUUCAUAAAUGUAAAAAAUAUUAUAGAAAGUGCAUAAUUAAAAUUUUAAUGUAUUAGUGGUGGUGGAUCCUAUGAAUUAGAAAAAAAUGCAAUUAAGGUUGGGAAGUGGAUUGAUUUGGAUGAGGAGUUUGAUUAUUGGAAUUAAGUAAUUUAUAUAGGGGAAUAUAAUAAUGGUAUCAAAGUUGGUACAUGGAUAGAAAUGA
Molecule: messenger RNA, 424 nt
Organism: Paramecium primaurelia
Lineage: Eukaryota; Ciliophora; Oligohymenophorea; Peniculida; Parameciidae
Source: the annotation of a GenBank genome assembly